Molecule: messenger RNA, 5614 nt
Organism: Paramisgurnus dabryanus
Lineage: Eukaryota; Metazoa; Chordata; Actinopteri; Cypriniformes; Cobitidae
Source: RefSeq, a predicted model, not a curated record
CAGUCGGGGUUUCCCGUCAGAUCUACCCCCUGUUAACGGAGUUGCGCAUCUGUGUACAGCAGAGCAGAGAGGACUUUGAACUUCUUAGCACUUACUUUUCACUAAGCUCGAGUCUAGACAGACAUAGGAACCGUAGAAACAGAAUUUAAAGCAGCUCGCGUGCAGUAAACAGCUAGUUUGAUUAGCGCUCCGCUAGUGCGAAGUUCUUCUCUUUUAGCCGCUACCGAAAACAACUAGCUUGUUAACUUUCGUUUUCAGCGUUACAUUCUCGGUUGUCUUUAAGAUAUCUGUCGCACUAGAACCGUUUACUUAUUUGUUGUGUUGCUUUUAAACAACCGAGCACCUCUGGAGAAAUGUCCACCUUGCCCGUGAGCAGACCGGAGGAGGGCAGAUCGGACGUGGCCUCUCCACCGAAAAGCAUCAGUUCGGCGCCGUACGAGCAUCCUCAGACGGUCUACGUCAUACUGAACUCAAGCGCUGAAUCUGUCAAUCUCAUCAGCGUUGAACCUCUUCUGCCCGAGUCGGGAAUCGUGGCAGAUAUCGAGGUUGACAGUGUGUUUACUGCAGAUUCAGACAGUUUCUACGAGCUGAAGAGUCAGCCCAUUACCUCAAGUGGAUCUUUGACCUCUGCUGACUCCGUGACCCCUGUGAUGACGUCACGCGUGUUGAUGAGGCAGGAGCUGAUGCGUCAGCAGGCUCAGGACCAGGAGCGACGCGAGGCUCAGAAACAGGCCUCCAGCGCUCAGCUGCGUCUCGCCGACGCCACCCCUGCCAUCUCUGUUGCCUCCAGCCUGCCUGCCACACCUGCCCAGGUGCCCGUGGAAGUGCUGAAGGUUCAGACCCAUUUAGAAAACCCAACAAAGUACCACAUCCAGCAGGCUCAGAGACAGCAAGUGAAGCAGUACCUCUCUCACACCCUCGGAAAUAAAUUAGCCAGUCAGACGGUGGCGACAUCACCCUCGCCCCAGCCUAGUUCUGCCCCAGCCGCUGCCAACAGCACUCCCAGCAGCCCGUUGGCUGUGCUUAGUCUGGGAUCGAACAAAGAAGAGAUCGAGGACGUCAUCGAUGACAUCAUCAGCCUGGAGUCGAGUUUAAACGACGAAUUUAUGACAUUGAUCGACUCGCAGCUUCCCAACACGCUGCCAGUCUCAGGGAAUCUCCUGGAUGUGUACAGCAGUGCAGGGAUGGCAGCGCCAACGAUCACCGUCAGCAACUCCUGCCCAGCAAACCUCCACAAUAAUGUCAAGCAGGAGCUGAGCGAUGCUGAAGCAAAAGCUUUUAUGAAAGAAAGGCAGAAGAAAGAAAACCACAACUUCAAUGCUGAAGCAAAAGCUAUUAUAAAAGAAAGGCAGAAGAAAGACAACCACAACCUCAUCGAGAGAAGGAGAAGAUUCAACAUCAACGACCGCAUUAAGGAACUUGGCGCUCUCAUACCGAAGUCGUCUGACCCUGAGAUGCGCUGGAAUAAAGGAACCAUCCUUAAGGCUUCGGUCGACUACAUCCGAAAACUUCAGAAGGAGCAACAUAGAGCCAAAGAGAUGGAGAUGAGACAGAAGAAGCUGGAGCACGCUAACCGCAGUCUGCUGCUGCGCAUUCAGGAGCUAGAGAUGCAAGCUCGUCUCCACGGCAUCCAGUCAUCCCAGAGCUCAGGUCCUACUCUCGCCCAGCAGCAGACUUUAACUCUGGACCCCAAUCCCAGCAAUGACCUUCUCUCCAAAACCCUCCUUUCUCUUAAUGGAGCAGGGUUCAACCAUAUCACUCCCUCCUCGUUCUUGUCUCCGCCUUCUUCGACUUCCUCUGCCGGCGGGGCGGUCACUAGCCCUCUGGACCUCGCCACGCUCAGCUUUGGCGAGUUAGAUGACCCCUCUUCCUCUGUGUUUAACCCCGCCCUCAUGGCAGAAAUCGGCUUGGGGGAUAUUCUGAUGGAUGACAGUGACGCUCUUUCACCUGUAGGGGGCGCUGAUCCCCUUCUCUCCUCGGUGUCACCGGGAGCCUCCAAAACCAGCAGUCGUAGAAGCAGUUUCAGCAUGGAAGAAGAUUUGUGACAUCCUUAACCCGGACACAGAUUACUUUGGUGAACACUUAAGGAGAAAUUUAAAUAGCUAGAGCUGCUAUGCAACCCAGCGUCUCCAUUCCUGCUUGCGCACUCCAACGAUGGCCAGUAGAGGGCAGCGUAAUGCCAAGGUCAUUUAUUAAUCAUCGUACUGUAGACAGAAAGCAAGUACCAUCAGCAUUUGAUCGACAACAGAGGACAAAAGUGAACUUUGACAUUUGGACAGGACCUCUGAUGGAUAUGUAACAGAAUAUAUGUACAUACAGUAGAGAUUAAGUGCUGAAUUGAUGUUUUUAUUAUGCAGUUGUAGGAAAAGUGUCAAGCACUAUAAUCAUUUUUACGGACAUCUCAGAAAGUGACAAAAAUUCAUCAUGGUUUUUAGAUGAUGUUUUUCAUCUAUUUAAGUCGGUGAUGUCCAAAAGUCUGAGACUUGAAAAUCUGGAACUAAAGUUCAGGAUUUUGAGAAGGUGACGUUUAUAGCCACUUAUCAAAUAAAAACUAAUUUGUGACAUUGAGCUUCAGCACGAGUACUGCUGUCAUUAAACACAAAAUACUAAGAUAAAAUGAAAUUAAAUUUAACUUUCUCAUUUUUUAAACUAAUUAGAAAAUACUAUUUUUGGUCUUAGACUUGUGGUCCUCACUGCAUGUCAUUGUUUUGGUAGCUCAUAAGAUUUGAAAGGGACAAUUUUUAUUUUUAUUGUAAGAACGUCUUCGUUCGGUGCUCGUACAUCCAGGUAUUUGUUCAGCGCGGCAGUAAACUUUUAUGUUUACUGUAAAGCUUUUAUGUCCUCCUGAAAGCCAAGAACUUCCUCUUCACCUUUUCUUCCAUUUCGUGUUUUAAUAUUCUCUAGUCUAGAUUAUUGAAUGAAACCAGUUUUAUGUUGGGACGGUUGAAUCCUAAACAUUUUAUUUACCAGGGUUGCAUUUCUAAAGCAUACCCGCUAUACAAAUUAACAAAAUAUUUGGCAACCUAGAACCAUUAUAUCUACUCGCAUGUCUCUGGCCCUCAAUAUUUGAAUACCAGAAAUCUGUAAUUUGUGUUUAUACGGCGUGUUGACCUUGAUAUCAUCAAACCGAGACCCCAACGAUUCAGAUCACUAGUACUGAAUCAUCUAUGCAAGUAUUUUCCUAAAGAAGUAAAUGUUUAUGUAAACGUAUUAUGGCAUCUGACUUCUUAUCAGUUUAAUACUUUAAAAUACUUUCUUGUAUCAAUCUAGUAGCUCAUUAAUAUUCAUGAGAUGAUUGUUUUCACACAAAAAAUGUCUCAUAAAUAUUUGAAUCAAAAGCCACAAUAGAAGUAAAUAAGGAAACGUCUUCCUUGUAAUGAAGCUUUAAAGUCUGGCUUUAUUUUAUUUUGGUUAAUGCUUUUAAGUAGGGCUGCAACAACUAAUCGAUUCAAAUUGAUAAUGAAAUUGUGUUAUUGUUUAGUUGGUCUGUGACUUCACAGCGCAAACUGUGGGCUUAUAAUUAAAGUCAGGCACAUUUUCUUCAUACAAUGCAAGCUGCACGUUUACCAGGCGCUGCUUCUUCUCACCGCUUGCUUAAAAGCAAGGCAGCGUUGCCAGGUCCUCGGUUCUGAAUCAGGCUAUUUUAAAACUGUUUCUGUAGGUUGAUGUUUUUCUGCAGGUUACAGAUGAAGGAUUUGGUUUAUUAGUUGUUUGGGUUUGGGCUGUGAAUAGUUUUUUGGAUGCCUUUUGGGCUGGUUUGGUAAUGCGGAUCUGGCAACCCUGACAGGACAAUGAAGGAAGCAAAAGCGCAAACCAACACUGGUAAUAAAUGUUUAAUUUUGUCCUUUAAUAUAAUUGAGUUUGUAUUUGUUUAAUUGUUGUUGGGUUUUCAUAAAAAUAGUAUUGAAUCACAAUCGAAGCAUCUGUUUUAAUGUAAGGGAGAAAUUAAGUUUUUUUAUUACUGUAACAACGCAUGUAUAUCACAAUUUUUAUAUCAUAAUGGCUUAUCUAUUUUGUUAAUAACUAGAGAUGCACCGAUAUAAAAAACACUGAUACCGAUUAUUCAGAGUGAUAUCUGCCGAUACCGAUAGUUUGGUGGUUGUAUUAACUUGCAUAAACUAAAUUCUAAAGAUAAAAAUUUCUGAAUGUUAUUCGUUCUUUUUUUAUUGACACGAUACAUCGGCUGUUUUUAAACUAUCAGCUGAUAGUGAGAAAAAUUGCUUUUAACGACUGAUACCGAUAUAUCGGCGCAUCUCUAUUAAUAACGAGUAAUGUUAAUACUCACCAAGGUCUAAAGUUAAAGAUUAAAAUGAGUUUAUUAAUCUGAGGCUCACCAUUACAUCCCUAAAGACUCAAAACAUUUUGUUUGUUUAUGUUUUGACAUUUAAAGAUGUUUUACCAUUUAAAAGCUGCUCAAACUUUUUCAUUUUAGGCUUAAAAUAUCACAAAGAUUAUAUUAGUAAAACUCUGUAGUAGUGUUUGGCUUUGCACUUUUAAAAGUCCACUUCUACACGUGAAUUCCCUAAUUUAGUGCCUUUAUUUAGCUAUAAUAAAUAUUAUUUACGUUUUAUCCGAUUAGUCGAUUAAUCGGAAAAACUAUCCGAUUAAUCUAUAAAAACAAUGGUUUGUUGCAGCCCUACUUUUGAGUAGUAUUAGAUUAGUUGUAUUUAUAUGACAAACUAAAACAAUAAGAGAAGGAACACAUUUGUGUGUGUUUGUUAGCAAUGGCAAACAUCUCUUAAACGGGUCUAGUUAUGCUAAAUCUAUGCCAUAUGUUGCUGGUAAAUAAUGUAUAUAAUAAUGUAUAUUGAAUAUAUGCUCGUAACUAACAUGUGUUUAAAAGAUUUUUAUUUUAUUUUCGACCCUGUACAGCACUCCUACCAUAGAUCAAUUUAUGAAACUUGUGCUUAACAUGACACAAAAUAUAUUUUCAUGGCUAUAGUUAUAAAAGAUGUAUAAAUAUUCCAAAAUGUCCUCCGCCGUGACGGAAGAAGAAAAUCGAUUUACUUUUCUAGUAAAAAUGAGCCAACGGAUGAGCAUAAUCAUCAUAAUAAAUCAAUACUCAUUACUCUUAGAUCUAUGCAAUGUCAGAAUCUCAUGCUUUUGUGUGUGUGUGUGUUGCUGGUUUUGUCGUCUUAUUAAUGCUCAUUUGUGUGUUCACUGCGGGCCUACAGCUGCCUUGUGAAUCUGUAUUCAGAUGCUGCCUGAAUUGUCGUCUCUUUGCUAUUUCCAACUAAAUGACAACUCGUAUCAGUUGUAUUUUGUAUAUAGGUCUUCUUGCACACCCAGCAAUGAGAUUGGGGCGUUGUUGUGCAGUUUGUGGUCAUGUGCUCAGUGCUGUGUCUAUAGGGUAUAUCUAAACAACAAUCAAAGCUUUUACAAUACACUGUAUAUCUGUACCGCAAUGUUUACAUUCAUCUCAUGAAUAUAUUCACUUGUAGAGAUCCAGGCAGACUUGAGCAAACGUGUUGGCUGUUCUGUAUUUCAAUAUUUGUGGAUGCAUAUUCCUGUUUUUUUAACCCUGAGUUACACAGAUUGCCGUCUUGUGAACUCUGUUAGGGGUUUUUUAUUUUUUACUUUUUAGGGAAAUGUAUAAAUAAAGUUGUAAAACAGA